Messenger RNA from Trichomonas vaginalis G3, 1578 nucleotides. RefSeq names its product microtubule severing. Gene Ontology annotation, molecular function: microtubule binding. NCBI's taxonomy places the organism in Eukaryota, Parabasalia, Trichomonadida, Trichomonadidae. Gene Ontology annotation, biological process: microtubule depolymerization. The transcript has a single exon. The record is from RefSeq and is a predicted model, not a curated record. Gene Ontology annotation, cellular component: katanin complex. Bases 1 to 1578 code for a protein of 525 amino acids.
AUGCCUCCAAAACUUCAUCAACUUCAGAGUUUAUUAGCACAUGACGGAAACGUAAAAUGCGUAUCAAUAGGUGAAAAGACAGGCCAAAUUUAUGUUUCUGGUGGAGAGGACUGCAAUGUUAAUCUCUGGCAAAUUGGAAAUUCAAAUCCCAAAGUCUGCUUUGGGCCUUUUCAAUCACAAAUAACAGCAUUGAAACUUGACAAGGAAGAAGAACGACUUCUUAUUGGAAUUGCCCAAGGAUCUAUACUUCUUUACGAUCUAAAUGAUAAUAGAUGCCUUGCAACGUGGUCUCAAAACAGAGGAGAGAUCACGUCGCUUGCAUUUUCACCAGUUAAUCCAGAAAUUAUACUUGCUACUGAUAGAACAGGAAAAUUUAACGUUUUAUCAACAAAUUCAAGAAAACCGCUUCAAAUUUACAAUCAUCAUACAGGGUCCAUAAAUACAGUUGCUAUAUCACCCAACGGAGUGUUUGCUGCAACCGGUGGCGACGAUCAUCUUAUUAACGUUUAUGAUUUAUCGAAAGGCAAGAAAGUUGUUACACUCGAUGGAAAUAUGGAUGCAGUAUAUUCCAUAUGCUUCCAUCCAACCUUGAAUAUGAUCGUUUCUGCAGGUGCUGACAGAAGUUUACAUUUUUUCGACAUAGAUUCAUUCGAAGAGCUAAUGAACGACAUGAAUCCCGAUUCAGCACCAGUAGAUGCUGUUAGAUUCCAUUCAUCAGGCUCAGUUAUCAUUACAUGUUCUUCAGAUUAUCUUAAAUUCGUUUCUCUUCAACCAUUAAAGAUACAAGACCUAUUUACAAUUGCCCUAGAAACUAUACGCGACAUCUCAGUCUCAAUGGCUGGCAUUACAAUUGCUUCUUCCGUUGGAUCAAAAUUAAAUAUCCACAGAACGAAGCUUGAGUUCUUCAAACCCUUCAAGAACUCACCAGUAUCCCUUACUCCAGAGAUUGAUAACAUCAGCCAUCAAGUAAGUCAAACUCCUCCAAGAGUUGAAAUUCCAAAUCAGCUUCCAAUACCAACAAGGAACAGAGUUGGCAGCGAAUCGAAUGCUCAAACACCACAUAAGCGUUCUCAGCGCCAAAGAAUGAGUUUUGGCGAAAAUCCAGUUUUCAAAGAAUUUCGUGCCCGUAGACAGAUAUUUAUGACCAAGAUGAACGACAGAUACUCCAGGAUGACACGUAUCAACGAGUUCAUUGGCAAGAAAGGCCUCUCCAGGAUGUUAGAAUACUCAGCAAAAACAGGAGACAUGGGCGCAGAAAUUCUCACGAUUUUGAGGAUGAAACCUGAAGUUAUUCGAUUCUACCAUGGUGUAUUGAUGAUGCAGAUUGUGGAGAAGAUAAUGACUGCCGAGAAGGACCUUGCAAUUGCUACAACAGAGACAAUGCUACAAACUUUUGGAAGACAAGUUUUAGACGAACUCCAAAAUAAAAAUGGAGAAAGAUAUUCACAUGCAAAGAAGUUUGCGGACUCUUUCAAGUGCAUUGCGCCAUUCUUGAAGUCAAUAUCUAUAAGCCAGUCUGGUUCUGCUCAAACAGCUGCUGAUAUUUUGGAUGAAUGGCAAAUUUUGUUGAAAUUUUGA